AUCCGUCGACGAUUGGCUGCAGGAGCUGCCCGUCUGCUCCAGACCCACCAAUUCCUGCCAGCAUCUGCGCCGAUUGUUCAGAGGGCUGCUAAUCGGAAUGCAGCCUGGACCCCUCCCAGGGCGCGCGCCGGGCGUUCGCGAGGCGGGGCUGUGGCGGCUGGAGCAGGCGGCGGCGACGCGUCCCGGCAGGACGGAGGCGCCGCCCUGCAGGAGCCGCCCGGCAUGGGUAGUGGAGUGAAGGAAGCCUCCGUGCGCCUGCGCGAGGACGCCGACGCCAUCCUGCCCUCCCCCAAGAGUGACCACCGGCAAGUGCUGAGCUCGCUGCUGUCCGGUGCCCUGGCCGGCGCGCUUGCCAAGACAGCGGUAGCCCCCCUGGACCGGACCAAGAUCAUCUUCCAAGUGUCUUCAAAAAGGUUCUCUGCCAAGGAGGCCUUCCGGCUGCUCUACUUCACCUACCUCAACGAGGGCUUCCUCAGCCUCUGGCGCGGGAACUCGGCCACCAUGGUGCGCGUGGUGCCCUACGCCGCGAUCCAGUUCAGCGCGCACGAGGAGUACAAGCGCAUCCUGGGCAGCUACUACGGCUUCCGCGGAGAGGCCCUGCCCCCGUGGCCUCGCCUCCUCGCGGGCGCACUGGCGGGAACCACGGCCGCUUCGCUCACCUACCCCCUGGACCUGGUCCGAGCCAGGAUGGCGGUGACCCCGAAGGAAAUGUACGGCAACAUCUUCCAUGUCUUUGCCCGCAUCUCGCGAGAAGAGGGGCUGAAGACCCUGUACCAUGGCUUCACACCCACCGUGCUGGGCGUUGUUCCGUACGCCGGGCUCAGCUUCUUCACCUACGAGACGCUGAAGAGCCUGCACCGAGAGUACGGUGGCGGCCGGCAGCCCUACCCCUUGGAGCGCAUGAUCUUCGGGGCCUGCGCGGGUCUCAUCGGCCAGUCGGCCUCGUACCCGCUGGACGUGGUGCGGCGGCGCAUGCAGACAGCCGGUGUCACGGGCCACACGCACGGCUCCAUCCUGAGCACGCUGCAAGCCAUCGUGCGCGAGGAGGGUGCGGUGCGCGGCCUCUACAAGGGACUGAGCAUGAACUGGCUCAAGGGCCCCAUCGCUGUGGGUAUCAGCUUCACCACCUUCGACCUCAUGCAGAUCCUGCUGCGGCACCUGCGGAGCUAGGGACCGCUCAGUGCUGGAGCCCGCAGCCCCAGGGCGGAGUGGCCCGGAGUGCCAAGUGGUGUUGAGCGCAUGCUGCCCGGGCACUGCCUCUCCCGGAGGUGUCGCCCUAGGCCCUGAGCCUGGGCUGGCACUGUGGCCUUUGAGAUGCUGCUGAUACUGGUGAGCCUGCACUGGGCGUGAAGCCUGCCUGUUCCUCCUCACCCUGACCCCGCGCGGGCCUGGCCGCCGGCCCCCCCAGGACAGCACAAGCCCCGCCCCGCCUGCCCCACCUUUGCAGCCUCUUCCCGGUGACAGCCCUGGUCCCCAAGCCUUCUCCCUGCUGAGAGCGGGGCCUCCUCAUGGUCUAGUUUGUCCCUCCCCAGGAGGGGACCUCAGUGGCACUGCUGCUCGGGUCUGACCCCCACCUGGGGUGCUGCAGAACCGAACCACCCGUGGGUCCCCCGGGCCCUGCUUGAGUGGGCUCCUGCCGCAACUCGGAGCAGCUUAAGGUUCCCAAGAGGCGGUUUGAGCCCCAUGAACGGAGGUCCCUGGUGGCCUUGACCAUCCUGGGGUGGGAGCCCCCCAGUAGUGGGGUGGGGAGCAUGUAACGUUCAGGGGGGCCCCAGCCAGCCCAUCCUGGGGAAGUCCCAGGCCCUUCAGGUACCACAAGGAGCCCUUUCCUAAGGACGUCUGACUCUGUUGGCUUUGGUUGUGACUUCGUGAGCCCUGGGUCUGGCCCCCAAGGCUGCUGGGUGCCAUCCUGCCCGGCCUGGGUGCCCUGGAAGGUCCUCGGAGCCAGGGGUCUGAGCAGUGGGCUGGUCCUGCGUGCACCUGCACCCAGACCUCCCUCCACAGUCCUGGGCCCUUCCUGGCUGCCCAGUGGCUGAGACCCCUUCAGUGCUGCUUGCAUGUGUCCACCGCUGCCUGUCUCAGCUCCAGCCUGUCCCGAGGGGCCCAGGCAGUGGGGUGUCACCCACUCCUGGCCCGGCCCAGACUGGCCGGGAGGGACAGGGUACCAUGGGCCGGGGACCGUGGCCCUGGAAGGUGAGGGUGCGGGAGCCGGGCCACCCCAGGCAGGUGACACCAGGCCGGUGGGCGGCAGUGCCCUGCCCUCCCUUGGGCCUCAGGGUGGGCAGGAGAGAGGAGCCCUGCAGGGUCCCCAGGACCUGCAGGCCCGUGUGCCUUCCUCAGGUGGCUCCCUGUGGCCACCCCUCCGCUGGUCACUGGGCCUGGUCUGGAGUUGUAUUUUGAUGCCAUGAAGACACUUUGUUUAUAUAUAAUGUUUAUAUUUUAAAGGUUUGUGCCAAGAGAGUAUAUUUAAUAAAAACCUAGAUGACUUCUCCUG
Heterocephalus glaber (naked mole-rat) is the source of this 2494-nucleotide messenger RNA. RefSeq names its product solute carrier family 25 member 42 (gene Slc25a42). Gene Ontology annotation, biological process: transmembrane transport. The record is from RefSeq and is a predicted model, not a curated record. Lineage: Eukaryota; Metazoa; Chordata; Mammalia; Rodentia; Bathyergidae.